AUGAAUGAAGUUUAAUAAUUACUUCUGACAUCAUUUUCUUGUUCCCCUCAUAGAUAGCAAGCUGAAUCAUAAUUAAUUUAAUUAUUAAUUACUAAUCCUCAGCAAUUUUAACAGUUGGGGUUGCUAAUAAUAGUACAAGAAUAAAGUAUUGAAAUUUCAUUUAAAUUCAGAUUCCCCCUAAAUUGCCACAGUUAUGAAUGCAACAAUUAAACUAAUGAAAUAAAAUCAAUGUAAAAAUAUUGUUAAUGUAUAGAAUUAAUUGCUUAACCUUUCAAACAAACACUAUUAGAAAUAUACACUAAUCUUAAUGUCUCUAGCAAAAUCAAACAUCUAUUAAAACAAGCUAUAAAUUUAAUAUUUGAAGAAGACAUAUGUAUAAGCAUUCAUUAAAUUUAGAAUAUAGUCAUCAUUAUAAAGAAUGUAUGUUUCUCUAUCUAGAAGAUUAAAGAUCAAUAAUCUUAUCCAUUUAGAUUUUCAAAUUAUUAACAGAUACAAUAGUUUAUGCUGACUCUGUAGAUUAAAAUACAUACUCUUGGUACAUAGAUUACAUUGAAAAAAUCAGCAAAAUUAUGAUUAAAUCAUUAAGCUUAGAAAAUGAUUACCUUAUCUACUUUUACUUUUUAGAAUGCUUUGAAGGAACACUCUUUCGCUUUUUUAGGUACGAUUAACAAAAAUAUUUGUUCUUUUAAAACUUCAUUCUUCAAAACAAAGAGUUAAGUCAAUUAUUCAUUAAUAUUUUCUCUUUUUAAUCUUCGAACAAUUACAUUUAAUAUUAAAGCAAUUCAACAAUUUAAAAUGUUAAAAUUUUAACUCUAAAAUCUUAUAAGCAUAUAAUUAUCAGAAUGCUUUCAAGUAGGAAUAAAUAACAACUUUAAAUAUUCCCAAUAUAUUAACAAUUGAAUUAGUUGAUUCUCUUUUUAAUACAAUCCUUAUAAAUUACAAUUUCUGAAGAUGUCACUAUUAAUAUUUUAAAUAUUUUGUCAGCUACAAUUAAUUAAAUAGAAUUCUAUAAUAUUUACUAAAACUACUACUAAUAAUUGAUAAUCACUCAUUUGUAUUCGUAUCUAGUAUAUUCUACAAAUUAAUUACAACUUUUAUAAAAUGAACCAUUAGAUUUUGUUUAAUAAGAACUAAGUUAUGAUGAUGAAAAUAAAUUAUAAUCUCUUCAUAAUCAAACAUUAGAUUUUAUUCGAGCUUUGAUUAAACAUAUUGAUGGAGCCUUAUCCUUUUUAUCUUCAAGUGCCUUUGUGUUAUUUAAAUAUUCAAUAAAUGAAAUAUUAUCAAAUUAAUUAUUCAUUAUAACUGAACAGGAAUUCAACCAUAUUAAAUUAUUAUAAAAUAAGUAACUUUUUAUAAUACUUAAGCACAAUAUUUUAUAAUCAUGAUAGUAAAUAACGAUUACAAAUAUCUCUCAUAAUUCUAAUCAAUAUUUUACCUAAUUUAAACUCAAGAUAAGAUAUACAAGAAUAUUUAGCAAUUAUAAUAUAAAAUAGUUACCAAGUUGUUCUUUAAUGUUAAGAUGAAUUAAUUUAAAUUCUUUAUACAAAAUUGAUUGGUGAAAGCUAUUCUAUUCUUAAAUUUAUUGUGAGUUAAUUAUUUUAUAAAUAAUUCCUUGAAAAUAUCAUUAAGUUUGAAUAGUUUAAAAAAAUGGCAUUAUUUUAUUAAUAAAUCACUUCAAUUAAUUUAAUCAUUACUUAGGAUGAAUAACCAGGAUUUAUAGAGAAAAAUAACCUAUUUGAUGAAAUUAUCUAAAAAUUUUCAUCAUAAAUUACUUUAACUUGUGAUAUAAGAAUAUUGUAGAUGAUUGAAGAGUGGGUGUCUACAUAUCAAUUUUAAUAGAAUACUGUUUAAUUGAUUGCAAAAUGCCUUGUUGAGAGAAUACAUUAAGAAUAAAAGAAUAUAAAUUAGAAUUAAAUAAAUAGAGAAAUAUUUAUUGAUUUAUCUUGGAAUAUCCUUCAUUAAAUUGUUAAUUAAUAUAACUAUUAUGACUACAUAAUAUGUAUUGAAAAUUAAAUUGCUUAAUUAUAUCAAUAAUUUAAAGAAGAAGAAUCAAUUUAAUAUACUGAAAAAUUGAUUUAAUUUGUAUCAUUGACAAUAUAAAAAUUGAAAAGAGUGACUAUUGAUCAAAUUUCCUUAUUACCAAAAUUUGAACAAGUACUCAAAUCAUAAAAUUAUUCUUUUUAAUACUUAUUUGAACUUUUAAAUAAUUAUAUCUAUUAUGGUAGAGAAUAUUUUAUUAAUGAAGCAACUUAAUCAAUUGUAUAAUUAUAAAUUUAACAUAGUAUUUUCAUCUGGCCUUAUAAAACAUUGUUUCUAAUUUAAAUUCCAAUUUUGAUAAAUGCGAGGGAGCCUUAUUAAUUUAAUUGGGAAUUUAAUGUGUAAGAAAUGAUCUUAAUGAGAAUAUACUUAGACAAAUUUUUGAUCAAUCCUAUUAAAUUAUAAAGCAAACCAACAUUGAUGAAAUACUUGUAUCUAGAAUAAAAUGCAUAUUCUUAAGUGCAUUUUUGACAAUUAAAUCACUAUCAGAAAAAAUCAUUGGAAAUUAAAUAGGGAUUAUUUAAUAAGAAUUACAUGGAAUGAAUUAUACAGCUGGUUAUGAUGCUAAGUUAUUUAUCAUCUAUUAUUCUAAUGCUAUUCUUCAUAAUCCUGAAAUUUUAUUAAAUACAGGUUGUAACAUAGUUUCAUUACUAUCGUAUUAAAUUGAGUAGCAAAAGGAGGAAAAGUUUGAUCAAAAUGAAGAACAUUAUUCAGAUUCUGAAUAAGAUGACAAUUGUUAUGAAAAUUUUACAGAGGAAAAGAAAAUUUUAGAGGAACAAAUAACAAAAUUUAAAAGUGGUUAUGUUAGUGUAGAUGAAUUUGAAACUUUCAAAUAAGCCAUGCAUUAAAUUAAAACCCAUCACCCUUCUAUUAUUGUAUAAUUUAAAUAAGGUCUGCAUUUUUUCACACUACAGAAAUUAAAAUAGAUUUUAUAAGUAACACGGGCCUAAUAUGAAUAACCAAGAUAAGUAAUAAUUUUAUUAAUUUUAGAUGAUAAAAAUAGCUAAAAGGAAAAAACUAUGAAUGUUAAUGUAGAG
Molecule: messenger RNA, 3074 nt
Organism: Paramecium sonneborni
Lineage: Eukaryota; Ciliophora; Oligohymenophorea; Peniculida; Parameciidae
Source: the annotation of a GenBank genome assembly